Molecule: messenger RNA, 2052 nt
Organism: Coniosporium apollinis CBS 100218
Lineage: Eukaryota; Fungi; Ascomycota; Dothideomycetes
Exons: 4
Coding region: 1-2052 (683 amino acids)
Biological process (GO): sodium ion transport; proton transmembrane transport; vacuolar acidification
Cellular component (GO): fungal-type vacuole membrane; late endosome; early endosome
Molecular function (GO): sodium:proton antiporter activity
Source: RefSeq, a predicted model, not a curated record
AUGCAGACCCGGAAGGUCAGACCACGCAAAUCGGUUCCGAAGCUCGAAGCUGACGGGCACGCAGAACCGGAGCCGGGUCAGAAGGAACUAUACGCAUCAUGGUCGCUCUUCAUCUUAAUCACCCUGCUCAUAGUAGCUCUCUUCACGAGCUACAUGCUGCAGACGAGGAAGAUACAGGCCGUGCAUGAGACCGUGCUCUCGAUAUUUGCUGGCAUGAUAGUGGGCUUGAUCCUACGGCUGACUGCGAUCGAAUUUGUCCUCAGCGCCGUCAGCUUCGAUCAGUCAUUCUUCUUCAACCUGCUUCUUCCACCCAUCAUUCUGUCCUCGGGCUAUGAGCUGCACCAGGGCAAUUUCUUCCGCAACAUCGGCACAAUCCUUACUUUUGCCUUCGCGGGAACAUUCAUAUCCGCCGUGGUCCUUGCCAUUAUACUGUGGUUGUGGACCCGACUCCCUCUCGAUGGGUUCUCCAUCUCUUUUGUGGAGGCCAUGUCUGUGGGCGCUACGCUGUCGGCUACGGAUCCGGUGACCAUUCUUGCUAUCUUUAAUACGUACAAGGUCGACCCGCAGCUGUAUACUGUCAUCUUUGGAGAGUCCAUUCUCAACGAUGCCAUUGCUAUCGUUCUCUUCGAGACAGCACAGAAAUACCGGGAAGGCGCAACCGCCAAAGAAGGGUCGUUAUCAGCUUUCAGUUUGUUUGAGAGCAUCGGCAUCUUUUUACUAGUCUUCUUCGGCAGCUUGGUGAUCGGCUUGGUGAUCGGCGUGGCUACCGCCAUGCUAUUGAAGCUCACUCUCGUGCGGCGGUUUCCAAAGAUCGAGAGUUGUCUCAUCAUCCUCAUUGCGUACGCAAGCUAUUUCUUCGCCAACGCAAUCCACAUGUCCGGCAUCGUAUCCCUUCUCUUCUGCGGCAUCUGCAUGAAGCACUACGCCUACCACAACAUGUCCCGCCGGUCCCAACUAACCACCAAGUUCGUCUUCCAAGUAAUGUCUCAGCUCUCCGAGAACUUCAUCUUCAUCUACCUCGGCCUCUCUCUCUUCACCGAGCGCGACCUCGUCUACAAGCCCCUCUUCAUUCUCGUCACCGUCGUCGGCAUCUGCGUCGCCCGCUGGUGCGCCAUCUUCCCCCUCUCGCGUGCCAUCAACAGCGUCAUCGCCUACCGAGCCCGACGCCGCGGCCGUGAGGCGCCCGAAGCGCUGCCUAAGAGCCACCAGAUGAUGCUGUUCUGGGCCGGCCUGCGCGGCGCUGUCGGCGUCGCCCUCGCGGCGGGCCUGACGGGCGUUAACGGCUCGACGCUCCGCGCGACGGUGCUGGUCGUUGUAGUCCUGACCGUUAUCAUCUUCGGCGGCACGACGGCACGCAUGCUCGAGAUCCUGGGGAUCCGCACGGGAGUCGUCGAGGAGAUCGACUCGGACGACGAAUUCGACAUCGAGGUCGUGAACGGGGGGACCUACGUCCGUAAAUCGGGCCAGGGGCUGGGCCACACGCCGCGGCCAGGGACGAACGGGUUUGUGCUUGCGCCCGUCGAUGGCGCGACGGCGCGCUUUAACCGCCACGCGGAGAGGAAGGAGGGGAGGCAUGGGAGCUACAGCUCUGGCAACGCGAAUGGCUCGCCGCCCACGACGACCACGCGGCCGAAUGGCCACGGAGCAGGACCGCUACGGAGAUCAAGCAGCCGCGGCACCCGCAUCCAGGAAGCGGAGCAGAACCUCCUCUCCCCCGCCUCCGUCUCCUCGCCCUCGGACUCCGAGGACGCGGAUCUAGACCUCCCGCCACACGUCCGGCGGCCACCGGCGUCGAUCUCCCCGCGCGAACCGAGCCCCAUGGGUGCGAGCCGUCAACCUCACCCGCAAUCGCAGGAGAUGUAUCCGACGCACGGGGAGCGCGAGGCCGGACACGACCACGGCAGGAUCGCGAACGCGACGGCGGCGAUUCGGGGCGUGUUUCAUGGGUUGAGCGAGGAUCCGGGGGCCGCGUUUAGGCAGAUUGAUGAGGGGUUCAUCAAGCCGCAUCUUUUGCUGGAUCCGGGGAGGGGCCAUGGGCCGGGUGCUGUGUGA